AUGGAUGAUGAUGACGAUGAGACAGAAGGUGACGAAACGGUUGACUUCGUCGAGGAGGUUGUAGUUAUAGGAUGGAUGGUAGUAGGUGAGGUGCGGGUAUCUUGUGGGCGAGUAGAUGCAGUGGUAGUAGAUGAUGACUAUAGGCGAGGCGCCAAUGCGAGAGGAUGUGAAGGAGGUCCAGGGGGAAGAGUAGUGCGUAGAGGAGGUAGUGCCGUGACUAAUUAA
Molecule: messenger RNA, 225 nt
Organism: Babesia sp. Xinjiang
Lineage: Eukaryota; Apicomplexa; Aconoidasida; Piroplasmida; Babesiidae
Exons: 4
Coding region: 1-225 (74 amino acids)
Source: RefSeq, a predicted model, not a curated record